AGUGUGCAUGUAAAAACGGCUAGCUGGAAUCUUCCGAAAAAUUACCAAUUCCCAGAUUACUUUAUCAUGGAUUAAAAACGAGACUUUCAGAAAUAUUUAGUAGUUGCUUAUACACUUUGUUCAUGAAAUAUGAAGUUGGCAAUACUGAUUCUAAGUAAACAAUGUGACAGCCCUGAGAGCUGGUGACGACAACUUCUAGUUCUACCUAAAGUGAAAUUGCUUAGGUAAGAAAAACCGAGUACCUACGUAAAUUGUCAGGUCAGUCAGUCAGUCAGCGUUUCACGAAUCAGAAGACGUCGUGAAGCGAACAUGGAGACGAAUGAAACGAAAGAAGGAACGGGAUUUCGUGAAGGAGAAGUACUCUUCGACGUGAACAAGAAGGAUGAUUUAACUCAUGAUGAAAUAUGGGAUGAUACCAUACUCAUCCAGCAGUAUGAUGAGGCCUCAGCUCGUGUGCGCAAGAUGAUUAACAACAGGCUUGGCACCACAGAGAGCGAAGUAUCAGAGGUGAACACUGCUUCUGACAGGGAUAACAAAAGCUCCAAGAAGAAGAGGAGAAAAGCCAGAAAGAAAGCUCAAUGGCAUGUUGGAGAUUUUUGCCGCUCAAGAUUCAAUGAAGAUGGAGAGAUAUAUGAAGCAACAAUUAUUUCAGUUCAGUCAGAAAGGGGUAAAGCCAUAGUUAGAUAUGUUGGGUACAAUAAUGAAGAAGAGGUCUCCUUACGUAGUUUAGUGAAAAGUAAAGGCAAAGAUUUUCGCCGGAUGCAAGAGGAAGCAGCUGAAGAUGUGCAGUCAGAGAUUAGUGAUUUUUGCAGUUCAGUGCAAGAGAGUGAUAUGCAGUCAGAUACAGAUGGUGAAAGAUCCAGCAAGAUGAAAACCCCUCGCCCACCAGGGAUGCCACAACAUGCCUCCGCCCUCCUUUUUUGGAUCUGGUGCCCAGUUUAAUCCUCCUCCAUAUUUGCCAGACCUCCCUCCUCCUCCAGCCCUAGCUAUGGAUGUCAGUGAGGACUCUAGGACAUCUGAAGCUUUGCAUACAAUGCUUAUGAGUUGGUAUAUGACAGGUUAUCACACUGGCUAUUAUCAAGGACUAAAGCAAGCAGAGUCACUGAAGCAGAGAAAGAAACAUAAGUGACCUUAUUUUUAGUAGUUAACCAUAUUUGAAAGGUUGGUGCACAAUCUCUUUUGUAACUUUUUUUUCUAGUUCAAUAAAAUUGGGAUACUUCUUAUAAGAGGAAUAA
Macrobrachium nipponense is the source of this 1235-nucleotide messenger RNA. RefSeq names its product survival motor neuron protein 1-like (gene Smn). The record is from RefSeq and is a predicted model, not a curated record. Gene Ontology annotation, biological process: mRNA processing. Gene Ontology annotation, molecular function: RNA binding. Lineage: Eukaryota; Metazoa; Arthropoda; Malacostraca; Decapoda; Palaemonidae. Gene Ontology annotation, cellular component: nucleus; cytoplasm.